This is a messenger RNA of Lichtheimia ornata, 1662 nucleotides long. RefSeq lists its product as uncharacterized. Lineage: Eukaryota; Fungi; Mucoromycota; Mucoromycetes; Mucorales; Lichtheimiaceae. The record is from RefSeq and is a predicted model, not a curated record. Gene Ontology annotation, biological process: protein localization to vacuole. Gene Ontology annotation, cellular component: vacuolar membrane. Bases 1 to 1662 code for a protein of 553 amino acids. The transcript is spliced from 10 exons.
AUGUCAGCUGUAGUAGGGAUCGCUUGGAUUGUCUACGGCAUUCUUGUCACAGGCUUCCUCGGUGUCGCUAUUGCUUUUACGCGCCAUUACCAACACAAACAUGAAUCCGAAGCAUUGGCUACCAUCAUCACUAUCCUCGCGUUGACAUUGGUGCUUGCAACCGUUGCUUUGGUUCCCAUUGAUAUCUUUUUGGUCUCGUCCACGGUGGACCAGUCUACGGGCCUCAAACAGCCUUGGGCAACGCCUGAUAAGAUGGAUCAGAUCACCAUGACAGUACAGAUCGUUUACUAUGCAUGUUAUGGUGCGAUUGGCUUGUUUAGCUUCCUUGUGAUCCCAUUUGCCUACUUUUAUUACGAAGAAUAUGAUGAUGAAGACGAGCAAAGCAACCUGGAUCGCAUCUUGGGCGCAUUGAAAUAUACGUCGUUCUUCGUGGUGAUUUGCGUCCUGCUGAUUGUGGCGGGUUUAUUCGUGAAACCUAGCCAGGAACCACCAACUUUGGGAUUGGAUUGGCUGGAGAAACUAUUGAUCGGAAACAAUGGUCUCAAAUCCUUGUCGUUUGUGUUGGCGUGUCUUAUCCUUGUUGGCAUGGUGGUGUUUAUAGGCUAUACAGCCCCAGGACUCUCACUUUUACCAUUAAGCAUGAUCAAAGGUCGUCGUAGCGUGGACACAGAAAAAGAAGAUAUCAAUAGCCGUAUCGCAGUCAACCGUGAGAGGCAGCGUGAGAUUCAAGCCCGUUAUUCUGGAACAGCCAAGCCCAAGAGUAUGAAUGAUAGACACGAUUUGGAUCGUCUCGAGGACGAAAGAAGAGCCUUAUCACGGAUGUUGAACACCAUUGAGCAUGAUUCGGGAACCACUUGGUAUCGUGUAAUGCGUUGGUUGAGACCUCUGGAGCUCAUUACAGGCGUUUUCUUAUUGCUACUCUCUCUUGCAAUCACAGUAUCGAUCUUCUUGACCAUCUUUGACAAGAUCAAUUCUUCGAUUUGUGGAAGCAGCUGCGGAUACGUGAUCAAUCAUCCAGACUUGUUCAAUCCGAUCAACAUCAUCUUUGUCAAGUUGGCCAAUGUAUUCCCACUCGAUUACAUCUUCAUGGUACUCUUGAUCAUCUACUUUUUCUUAUCGACCAUGUCGGGUGUUAUCACCAUGGGUGUACGUUUAUUGUGGAUAUCACUCUUCAAGAUUCGCAAGGGAGCGACCAUGCCACAAGCAUUACUUAUCUUGACCAUCUUGAUGACAUUGGGGUUGCUCGCAAUGAAUUACUCGCUUACAGCUGUCGUUGCCCCUGGAUACGCCCAUUUUGGCAGCCAAGUCUAUUGCAACCACACGAUCACGGAUACCACACGCGAUUGCAGUGAGCAUAAGGAACUUAUUGUACCAUGCGAUAUCUACGCCCCAACAGACAUUUGUACACCAACCACUGUAUCCACAUUGAUUGAUCGUAUCGCUAUCAAUGCACCCUUUUUCGGCGUCGUGCUGUAUUACGCCCAGUGGGCAUUCUUGGUCGUUUACGUCAUUGGUCUUUUGGUGGCACUCUUUCGAAAGCGGCAGAAUAACGUGGAUGAAGAAACAGAGGAUAUGGAUGCAGAUGAAGAACAACAAAUAUUGCUUCGUGGAGAAUCAAGCAGACAGCAUACUUAUGGCUCCCAAAACUCUGGUCAUGUAUGA